AUGGCCGUCUUUGAGUCUUACGCUCCUAGGGAAAACCUUAUCAAUCUGUCAAGGCUGUUCUUUGAACGGUCAAAAUUAAAGAAACAUUUAUAUUUUGGACAAGACGACCCUUUGACGAGUCACUUGUACCAGAUUCUACAUCGAUACUCUGGCAAGCCGCUGUUAUUGCAAAAUCUUCUCGAUAGCGGGUGCCCGCCUGACUCCCGAUUUUUGUGGGAGUUCGACCCUGUCUUUGGCGCGAAGGAAACUUCUGCAUUGCUUUGGCUACUCUGUCAAGCCCAAGCAGACCAGCAGACUGAUAAGCGUACAGUUGAAAUCCUUUUGAAGCAAGGAGCGGAUCCUAGUUUUCGGACACCUGGCUCGGGUAACAGUCCACUGAUCGUAGCAGCCCUUUCAUCUCAGCCAGAUGUUACAUUGCAACUCCUAGAGGCGCAAGCCAACGCGAACGUCGAGGAUAAGUCUGGUAGGACCCCAUUGCAAUGCGCCACCAGAGUAGGAAGCUUGGAGAGCAUGGAACACCUACUCAAUUUCAAAGCGAAUCCUGACGACGAGUCUCUGCAUAUUGCAGCAAGACGGACCAAGGCCUCAAUGGCGAAAAUGCUCCUUGAUCGCGGCGCUUCAAUAUAUUGGCAAGGCAUCCAUAUUUGCGAUUAUAGGACUCCACUGGGCGAGCUAUGCCGCAAUGCUAGUCCAGCUAGAGAUCCAGCGCAGUUAAAGGACAAUCUGAAUGUUUUUGCCAAAAGGCUGCCUGACCUGACAAAACUCGCGAACGGCAGAUCCUUCGUGUUGCUAGCCUUAGACAAUGACUCGCCUUUCGCAAUGACCACCGCACUCCUCAAAGCUUUUCGAUUCAUGCGAGAGAACCUCAACUCUGACUUCAACAUCUUUCGCGAGCUGGGCGGGGUCUGCUACAGCCUCACCAUGUACGUCCGGCACUUCGAAUGUAGGAACCGUUUCUCCCUCGACAGCGAACGUCGGUGUUGCAAUCUUGACACUUGUCCCGCCCCAGAUUUGGAGAAGCUCCUUCGAGAGUUCGGGUGCCGUGAUCGAUUCUGGGUUGAAACAGCCGGCGCCAAUCAACCGCCAGGCGUCUGCGGUCCUCCGCCUCACGUCGUCGAAGAGCAGAAGCUUGUCGAGAGCCUACCCAAGGUGCAGGAGCAGCAAACACGCUUACUUGCAGAGGAAAGGGCACGGGCGAGAAGCAAUUCAGGCCGAUCUUGA
Messenger RNA from Letharia columbiana, 1221 nucleotides. RefSeq lists its product as uncharacterized. Gene Ontology annotation, molecular function: protein binding. Bases 1 to 1221 code for a protein of 406 amino acids. The record is from RefSeq and is a predicted model, not a curated record. The transcript has 2 exons. NCBI's taxonomy places the organism in Eukaryota, Fungi, Ascomycota, Lecanoromycetes, Lecanorales, Parmeliaceae.